This is a messenger RNA of Aspergillus vadensis CBS 113365, 1713 nucleotides long. RefSeq lists its product as uncharacterized. The transcript has a single exon. The coding region runs from base 1 to 1713 and encodes 570 amino acids. The record is from RefSeq and is a predicted model, not a curated record. NCBI's taxonomy places the organism in Eukaryota, Fungi, Ascomycota, Eurotiomycetes, Eurotiales, Aspergillaceae.
AUGGAUCUGCUAUUUGAUUUGUCCCCAGACGAGCAGGAAGAAGAAGAUAAACUGAGAGUCGGGAAAUACGACGAAGAAGAUUGCAAAGCUGCCAUCCAGGGGAUCGGAAUUCCAAAGACUUUCGACGAGGAGGUUCAUCGACUGAGCACCAUUCGCGGCAUACGCCAUCACUAUGGCUUCGCCCAGGAGCUUCGGGGGACCAUGCCGGAAUUUACGCGUGCCUUGAACGCCCGGGAUAUUAUGAGUGGUGUAAUCCCGACCAUGGCGUCGCCUGAGGAGGUGCCUUACUGUAUCUGGUAUCCAGAUGUCCCGGCGGAGGAGACUCUGCGGGCUUUGGUGCGGCGAUACCCGGACAUGCUGUAUCAUGUCGCUCGGGCUUGUGCGGUUGCAGGUUACGCUACUUUGUACAUGGAGCUUGAUCCGGUUCCAGAGGUUCAUAUUGCCGAAGAGGCUGGCUACGCCAGCAUGCAGAGGGGCAGCAGCGGCAGUCAACAGAUCUAUCAGCAUAUUAUGUCUCAACGUGUGAAGUUUGAGAUCAUGAACGACUAUACACGGACAGUCAACAUCAAUGCGCGUCAAAUUGCAUCUCUAAAUGGGGAUACUGCUGUAUACGCGAGUCUUACUGCCAGAACCAAGGUCUAUGGGCCGCGCGAUUUCAAAAGUGAUCCCCCGCCAUGGAAUGAAUUCUGUCGCGAUCCCCCUUACUUCAAUAUUACGGAAGACUGGGGCAUAGAUGACCAUGACGACAAAGCCCCGGAGGCACCAGAGGAUUAUCUCCCAUUAGUGUAUAACCCUCUUCCUACAGACCUCCCCUUCAUCAACAAGGACAAACUCAUUUAUGUUGCCGCAUACAAUGGAGAAAUCGAUCGUUACGCACGGCUGCGACGACCGCACAUGCUUAAACAUGAAUGGGCCAUGGUUGUACAUGGUAUCUACCACAAUCCGAUCUUUGCCAAGUGGUGGAGUACGCAGAUCCCUGAGCACCCGCAAGAUAAGCAUGAGAUUAAUAUUCGGCGCGCGAUCAACGCCCGCCGGAUCAUGUCCAAUGAUCUGUCUUGGCUCACUCCCAAUACUCCUGGAAAGCUAUUGCCAGACCUCAUCUGGUUUCCAAAAGUCGCCGACGUGACGACUUAUGAGAAGCUCGCUCACAGGAGACCAGAUAUGUUUGAAGAAUGUCUACGGGCCUGCAUAGUGGCCGGGUAUACCUAUACGUGGGAUGCUCUGCUGCGCGCUGCACCUGAACUCUUCAAGGAACAGUUCGCCCACGACUCCAGCAAGCGCGGUCCCAAACUAGAAGACCCCAAGCUGUGGUGGCUGACCAAACAUGCUCGCCACGGGCUGUGGAUGGAAGCCACCGCCUCCCCGAACAAGCACUUUCAAACCGACAUUUUAGCAGCCGUACCUGACGCUGCUGAGAAGCUGGACGUAGCUCACCCCAAUAGCGACUGGUGGGGCGAUUAUUUCGUGGCGAGUGAGCUUUACCUCCCACAUCGGUCUCCGAUCAUCCGGCUGCAUGACCCGGUCCAACCUGGGGCGCGUGACGAAGGUCCUUAUGACGGAAUGAAUUGUGGCAUUGGCGAUGUCGACAUUGCUUUGUUUCUCGGUGAUGCCAUCUCAAUGGAGACCUGGAAAAGAGAAGUAUUGGAUGAAGGAUUCACAACGGCCUAUCUCGAGGAUGUGUGGGACAUGUUAGACACGAAGCAAAGUGAUUAG